Messenger RNA from Hemibagrus wyckioides, 1174 nucleotides. It is a transcript of the gene hspb2, whose product is annotated as heat shock protein, alpha-crystallin-related, b2. The record is from RefSeq and is a predicted model, not a curated record. The transcript has 3 exons. Gene Ontology annotation, molecular function: structural constituent of eye lens; protein folding chaperone. Gene Ontology annotation, biological process: protein refolding; response to heat. Bases 17 to 658 code for a protein of 213 amino acids. Lineage: Eukaryota; Metazoa; Chordata; Actinopteri; Siluriformes; Bagridae.
GAACCAAGGAUGCUGGAUGGCGAUGUCCAUUUUGUCUCUAAACAGCACGGUGCUGCUCAAAUACAACCUGGUGCCUGUCCUGCUUGUCUACUUAUAUACACCACUGGAUCUUUCUGGAACAAUGAUGAUACCUGCAUUUCGUUUCAUCAUGGCUGACCGCACAGUUCCUCACGCAUACCCUAUGAGUGUUAAUUAUGAGAUGUGUACUCCUGCUCGGAUAUAUGACCAGAACUUUGCAGAAGCGCUAAGUCCUCAGGACCUGAUGGCUCCGGUGCUGUACCACGGAUAUUACAUACGUCCCCGUAUCAACAAACAGCUGGAGAGGGGCUUCUCACAGGUGGACAACGAGGACGACUGGUACCGUGUUCUUCUAGACGUCUGUCAGUUCACACCGGACGAGUUGAGCGUCCGAACUGUGGACAACCUAUUAGAGGUGACGGGGCGCCAUAGUCAAAGGGUGGACGAACAUGGCUUUGUUUCCAGAGAAUUCACACGCACCUACAUCCUUCCUAUGGGUGUCGACCCACUGCUGCUGCAAGUGUCUAUAUCUCAUGACGGGAUUAUGUGCAUCCAGGCACCAAGGAAGAUCCAGGAUCUAGAGCCUAAAAUCAACGAGCUCAAGAUCAGAGUGGACAAGAAGGGAGGGAAAAGCUGCUAAAGUGGACUGCCAAGUUCUUUUUUUUCUUGUUUUUAUACAAGGUUUUGGUAAAAGCAAUGCAACACAAAGCACUUUACCAGGACUUACAUCCUCUGCGCACUUCCCCAAACUGCUCUGCUUUGGGAAAGUCUAUGCAGACUGAGUAAACGUGGUUUAUACCUGAGUUUUCAAAUAUGUUCAUGUAAAAACAAAUUGCAAAAUUAUUUUAAAAGUUUGUAUCAAAAGCUCCAGGGUUUUUUAGCUUUCAUUAAAAUUGAUUUGCGAUUAGGUAAAUAAACUAGUUUUGUCAGUCAUGCCAAGAAAAAGGGAUAAACUAUACAGAAAUUUUCAUGUACAGUGUUUGUUAUGUUGUGUCUGUACUUCAUAGCACUGCAUUUUUAAAAAAAAAAAAAUUUAAAUAAUUGUUUUGGGUUUAAUAGAAAGAUCUAUAUUUAUAAUAACAGAUAUUUAGAUAUCUACAAAGUCCCCCUAUUUCACGGUACAAUAGAUAGAAAGACAAAUCACAACUACCUUUUU